GGGGGGAGCGAAUGAGAGUAGGAAAAAACCGUCACCCCGGAGCGGGUCUCCUUUGUGAGAUAAGCUUUAUUGAAGCAUCUGGAAUUGAUCGCCCUUCUUAUAACGAUCAUGGAAUCACGAAGAGAAUGACCCCUUUGACAAGCCACCAUGCCGCGGCUGCUCUUCGUAUCUCAUGGAACCAUAUAUUAAAUGCGCUGAAUGUGGACCUCCCGCAUUUCUUCUGUGCUUACAGUGUUUCUCAAGAGGAUUUGAAUAUAAGAAACACCAGAGUGAUCACAGCUAUGAAAUAAUGACCUCUGAUUUUGCGGUCCUGGACUCCAGCUGGACAGCUCAGGAGGAAAUGGCUCUUCUUGAAGCUGUAAUGGAUUGUGGUUUUGGAAACUGGCAAGACGUAGCCAAUCAGAUGCGCACAAAGACCAAAGAUGACUGUGAAAAACACUACAUGAAGCAUUUUAUUAACAACCCACUCUUUGCUAGUACAUUGCUCAGUCUGAAGCAAGCAGAAGAGGAAAAGCAUAUAAACACAGCCAUUCCAUUCUUGUCUACGGAAGAUCCCCCAAGGCCAUCUUUCGAAUCUUUGCUUUCAAGAGAUAUGGCAGGAUACAUGCCAGCUAGGGCAGACUUCAUAGAGGAGUUUGACAAUUAUGCGGAAUGGGACCUAAGAGAUAUUGAUUUUGUCGAAGAUGAUUCCGAUGUUUUACAUGCUUUGAAAAUUGCAGUUGUAGAUAUAUAUCACUCCAGAUUGAAAGAGAGGCAACGAAGGAAAAGAAUUAUAAGAGAGCACGGUCUUAUAAAUCUGAGGAAGUUUCAGAUUUUAGAAAGGAGGUACCCCAGAGAGGUUCAAGAGCUGUAUGAAACAAUGAGGCGAUUUGCCAGGGUUGUAGGACCAUUGGAGCAUGACAAGUUCAUUGAAAGUCACGCAUUGGAAUUUGAGCUACGCAGGGAGAUCAAACGGUUACAGGAUUACAGAACUGCAGGCAUUAAAACAUUUUGUGGUGCAAAAGUCUAUGACCGGUUAAAGAAGUCCAGAGAAGAAGAACGUAUGAAGAGGACAAUGCUUUCUGAGGUCCUUCAGUACAUUCAAGAUGGGAACGCCUGCCAACAAUGGCUUAAAAGACAAGCUGCCAUUGACGCUGGAGUGCACCAAGUCGCACCUGUUUCUAGUUCAGGAAGACGAAGUGCUCCCCCCUUAGACUUAACAGGACUUCCUGGUACAGAAAAACUGAACGACAAAGAGAAAGAGUUGUGUCAGAUGGUGAGAUUGGUUCCUGGAGCUUAUCUGGAGUACAAAGCGGCACUGGUGAAUGAAUGCAAAAAGCAGGGAAGCCUUCGACUGGCACAAGCUCGAGCCCUUAUCAAGAUAGAUGUUAAUAAGACUCGCAAGAUCUAUGAUUUCCUCAUACGGGAAGGAUUUAUCAUAAAGCCUCUGCCAUAAAGGGAUUCUUGCUUAUUUCCUUGAAAUGAGAACUUCUGCUAAAACCUCAAAGGGCAUAUUGUUAUAGUUCAGAGGUCAUGUUCCAUUGUUUUGUAUCCAAGUAUUUAAAAGUGUACAAUGACAUAGUUUGUUAUACUACACACCUUGGUUACUUUGCAUUUUUGUCAACUUGUAAACAAAAAAAACCCCAACAAAUACCUGAAGGAUUAUUUGCUUCUGUACAACAGAUAGGACGGCGUGCGAACAGUAAGUCGGAGAGUGAAUUGUAAAACAUGUGCAUGAUAUUUGCCUUGUAAUGUCAACUUGAGCAUAACUACUACAUAAGUAUAGCUAAGUAACCAUGAAUAACAUCUAUUAAAAUCUUACAGACGUGUUUCCCAUUAUUUUCUGGGAACUGAUUGAUUGUAAAAAGUAUCAGAUAUAUGUAUUUGCCAGUGUUUUGUUCCAUAUUUUUGGAGCUAACCAAAAAAAAAGUAUUUAAGUUCUUUAUUUUAUUGUUUUGUAUAUAAUGUAUGUUUGUCUUUUGUAGCAGUAUACUUGUGUUUUUCACUAAAGAAACCCUAGAAAAAUUUGCAGAAAAAAAUAUAAAAUUCCUAGUACAUCCAUCAAAAUGUGAAAAGGUACUAUUGUCCAAUUACAGCGAUCAGUCUUGCAUUUGUAUUUGUUUUUCUUUUGUUAGUAUGUUCGUGAUGUAUGUUUUAAAGAUGUUUAAGAAGAUUAA
Spea bombifrons (plains spadefoot toad) is the source of this 2156-nucleotide messenger RNA. RefSeq names its product transcriptional adaptor 2A (gene TADA2A). The record is from RefSeq and is a predicted model, not a curated record. The coding region runs from base 173 to 1435 and encodes 420 amino acids. The transcript is spliced from 15 exons. Gene Ontology annotation, molecular function: transcription coactivator activity; chromatin binding; protein binding. Gene Ontology annotation, cellular component: SAGA-type complex; nucleus. Gene Ontology annotation, biological process: chromatin remodeling; regulation of transcription by RNA polymerase II. Lineage: Eukaryota; Metazoa; Chordata; Amphibia; Anura; Pelobatidae.